AGUUGUCGCAGGCGAACAAGCCGACGGCAGCUGGGACAGAGACAAAGCAUGAGCAAGAAAAAGAGCAAGAGCAAGAGCAAGGGCAAGGGCAGCCGGAGCAAGAAGUCCCGCAAGCGCUCACUGCCGCCCGUGCCUGUGGCAGACACAGCCUCGGCCUCAGCCUCGGCCUCGGCCUCGGCACCAGCACCGGCACCGGCACCAGCACCAGCAUCGGCAUCGGCAUCGGCGUCGGCAUCGGCGUCAGGUGCAGCGCAUGAGGAGAGUGAUGGCUCCAGAGACGACGGCAGCAGACGGGAGGAGGAUGGCCGUGACGACGGCGGUGACGGAGACACUGGCGAUGAUGUUGGCGAGAACAAUGGCGAUGAGGGGAGCACUGGCGAGGACACUGGCGAGAACGAUGGCGACGAGGACGACGAUGACGAUGACGAUGGUGGCAAUGACCAAGGUGAGAACGAGGCGAAAGCCGAGGCUGGGUCGUCAGAGCCGUCGUCGGACAAGUCCGGCAGGUCCGGCGACAAGCAAUCGUCGGACAAGUCAGUGGACGAGUCGUCGGACAAGCCUUCGUCGGAAACAAGCAAGUCAAUGGUUGGUCAGGUUGCGCUGCAGUCAAAGCGACUGCCGACGCUGAGCAAGAUGAUUCGGCGGGGAACGGCGGUGAGCAAGAUCCUGGCCUACGCCGCCGAGCACAAGGGUGCGCUGGUGGAGAAGGACUCGGCCGGAUACCUCCCCAUUCACCACGCGGUGGUCCGCGGCAAUGCCGAGAUUGUCCAGGCUGCGCUGUUGCCGGCGACACUCAACGCGCGGUCGCGCGCAGGCGAGACCCCGAUCCUGCUGGCGGCCAAGUUUGAGAAGCUAGACGUGGCGUACGCGCUGCUCGAGUUUGUGGUGCCGGCCGAGGCGUCGGCGGCGCCGGCAGGGCUCGGCGAUGAGAUUUCGGUAUCGGCUGUCCGGUUUGCCGGCGACGACGGCACCGAGGCCGACGAGACGCCGCGAGCUGGGCGGGCGUCGCUGCGAGCGUCGCUGCGGUCGGCACCGCGGUUUGCACAUCUGCGGCUGGAUGUGCGGACGCCCGAGCGGCGCGGGUUCAAGAACACCCCACUCCACUAUGCGGCGCACAACGGGUUGCUUUACGUGGCCAAGGGCCUCGUUGAGGGUGGCGCCCUUGUCGACGCCUUUGCACGCGACAACACAACUCCGCUGCAGCUGGCGGCAAGCCGUGGCUCGAUGGCGCUUGUCCAGCUGCUCAUCGGCGCCGGCGCCGACGUCAACUACUACAACGCCAGCGGCUCUGCACUCGAGUGUGCCAUCAAGGCCCGCCAUCUCGACGUAGCCGCGUUUCUGCUCGAGAAUGGUGCUCUACUGCGGUCACGAUCGUCGCGCAUGCUUCGAACGCGCGAUAAGGAAGGCAGCACUCUGCUGCACGUUGCCGCCGGUGCCAACUACGUCCGCGCAGUCUCGGCGCUCCUCGAGGCUGGGGCUGAUCCCGAGAUUACGGUCCACACCGCACGGUCGACGCCACUCCAUGCCGCCGCCCGCGCAGGUCACAACCUUGUCGUGGCGCUGCUGGUCAACACGGGGACCACGGUCGGGCUGCUCAAGUCUGCACUCAACACGCCUGACGCGUCGGGCCGGACGCCGAUGGACUACGCGUGCGAACGCGGUUACUCGCGGGCUGUCCGGGUUUUCCGCAAACUUGGAGCAGUCGUCACUGUUGCCCACAUCAACGCGGCGUGCGAGGGUGGCCAGACCGAGCUUGUCGGCUCGCUCCUCACCCAUGUCAAGGACUUUCACGUCGAGUCGCGGCACUCGGGCUUUCUCAUGGUGCUGGCCAAGGCACUGCCUUCGGCGAAGCGGCUGCGAAAGCUGACGCUGGUGGCGUGCGACAUGGGUGACGCAGGUGCGCUGCUCAUCGAGUCGCUCUCGGGCCUCCGUCGGUUCCACACGCUGGUGCUGGAGCGGACGACGCUCGCUGACCUGGCGCCCACCUCCGGCUUUGUGCCGUCGCUCGCACGCUGGCUGGACUACCGAGUUCCAGCGCCGGCUGCCCUGCGGACGCUGCAUCUGCUUGCGUGCGGACUCAACGCACAACAGGGCAAGGCGCUUGCUGCUGCGCUGCGCAACAACGCAACUCUGGAGGAGUUGCGUCUCGAUGGCAACAAUCUCACGACGCUGGACUCGGUCCGCUCGCUCAUGGCAGCCUUUCGCAACCACCCGCACCUCAAGAGCGCAUCACUCAAGCGGGUCUUUGGCGCAGGUCGGUACUGCGAGCUUCUCUCGGUCUAUCUCGCGUACCUGGUCUUUGGUCUCUUUGUCAUGAUCUCCGGCAUUCUCCUCGCCGCGCAAGAGUACGCGUCGGCGUCUCGCGAGUACCAUGGCUCAUCCAUUGCGUGCCGCCCGUGCUAUGGUUCGUACGCCAAGCGGCGCGCCCGCCGCGCCCGCCGCGCUGCUCGGUGGGCUGCCGCUCUCCAGCCUGAUGGCGACUCGGCCUCGGCGUCCUCCUCGCAGCGAGACUCGUGUGAUGAUGACGACUCGGACUUUGUCGAUCUCGGCUCGUACUCGGACUCGGAGUCUGAGGAGCAAGAGGAAGAGGCAAGGCGAAGCAGCAAAUCGAGCCGCAAGAACAAGCGCACGCGGGCGAGCAAGAGCAAGAAGAGCAGAAAGAGCAGAAAGAGCAACAAGGGCAAGAGCAAUAAGGGCAAAGCCACCGUCUCGAGCUCGCUCUCAUUGACGCCAUCGGAUGCAUCACGGGCUGUGUCGGCGUCAUCCACUACACCCGUUUCUAGCGACUCUGUCGACAUGAGCGCCAGCGGGGCGAUGCGAAAGCGGUCCACCAAGGGCAAGCGGUCCACCAAGGGCAAGCGGUCCACCAAGGGCAAGCGGUCCACCAAGGGCAAGCGCACUGCCAAGGGCAAACGCACUACCAAGGGUAAGCGCACUACCAAGGGCAAGCGGUCCACCAAGGGCAAACGCUCGAUCAAAACGGAAGCCACCGACGGUCUCGCAACAUGGGGCAAGGUCAAGUCGUCGUCAUCGUCCGGGUCGUCGGUGACGUACUCGGACUCGGGCCUGCGGAGGAAGCACGGCUUUGACAUUGCGUCGGCAGCCAAGCGGUCUGAAGCGACACUGCUGCCGUCGCUCAUGUGCUGCGAUCCGUGCACCGGCCGGCUGGCCGACCACCCGUCGAACGCGUCGUCGUCCGAGGCUGAUGCCGACAGGCUGAACACUGCCCGCCGUGGCCCGACCGGCUUUGGCAUCGACUUUAGUCGGGCGAUGGCGGCGCCGAUGGUGACCAAGCUCGGCACCCAGAUGUCUGCACACCUCGGCACCUUUGCGCUCCUCCUCUUUCCGUGGAUCUUCCCGUUCUGGAUCAUGCGCGCGGUUGCGCCGUCGUCGUGGGAGCAGGUGGCCGGCCUGGGCACCGGCGUCUUCCUCGGCGCCCUCCUCUGCUGGAUGGUGCUUGUCUUUGUCCUCGCCCGGGCCGACAAGUUUGGUACCUUUACCUCGAUCAACAACCCACCCACCCGGGUCAGGCCCAACUUUCGCAACGCCUGCGCUUUGUUCUUCAUCGUUGUCGAGUUUGCCCAGCUGACCUCACUCUCGCUCAUUCCGGCGGUCGAGGUCUACCCAUCCGAGUCGUCUGUAGACACCAUUUUCAACCCGUUUGUGCUCGACCUCGGCGGCUCGCGAUUUCUGCUCGCCUACUGGCUCUCGGCCACCAUUGCGCUGCUUUGGUGGCUGCUGGCGUCAUACCUGGCGGUCAACGCACUCUCCGCCAAUCUUGCGGGUGCGCUGUCGUCGAUCGUGUGGUGCGAGGACAUCUCGCGGUUCCUCGCCCACACUCUCUUUCUUGCGGUCACGGUCAACAUGUUCCGCAUGUUCAAAUGCGAUUACUCGAAUGUCGGCAGCCCAUUCCUUGCGGCUGACCCCUCGCUCGAGUGCUGGGGCACAGGUCACUCGCUCUACGUUGCGUUCACCAUGACCAUCCUCAUGGUCUACGUCUUUUCUUCAGCCUUUAUCGGCCUCUCGUUUACCGUCGACUACUCGGGCGAGACCGAUGCCCAGUUUGUGGCGCUCUACACGCUCGGCGAGCGCAUUGUCAAGCUCGUCGCGUCGGUCGGCGUCGUUGUCCUCACCGAGUCCAAGGCCAUCGGCUUGGUCGUCCUUGCACUUGGCAUUGCGCUCCUCGCCGCCGUUACCCACCGCUACCAGCCAUGCCCGAUUCGCUGGGUCAACACCUACAAGGUCAUCUUUUACGCCCUCUCGUUCUGGUCUGUCGCGGUCGCUGCCCUCGGCGUCGCACUCGACGCCCACCAAUCCUGGGCCCUCUUCAUCGUUCUCCUCAUCGGGUGGGGCCUGGUCCUGCUGGUUGCUGGCGGCGUUGGCCCCGUCAUCGUCUCAAUCUGUCGCCGGCAGGCCAUCACCGACGACUCGGACGGUGACGUCCGCCGGCCGAGCCGCCGCAACGACGACGACGCCUACGAGUACACCUACGAGAGCUACGCCAGUGUGUAA
Molecule: messenger RNA, 4512 nt
Organism: Thecamonas trahens ATCC 50062
Lineage: Eukaryota; Apusomonadida; Apusomonadidae
Product: ankyrin
Exons: 1
Coding region: 49-4512 (1487 amino acids)
Molecular function (GO): protein binding
Source: RefSeq, a predicted model, not a curated record